Messenger RNA from Monodelphis domestica (gray short-tailed opossum), 2931 nucleotides. NCBI's taxonomy places the organism in Eukaryota, Metazoa, Chordata, Mammalia, Didelphimorphia, Didelphidae. The record is from RefSeq and is a predicted model, not a curated record.
CGGGCUGGUGGGCGGGCCUCGCGAGCUACUCAAGGCGCAGGUGCUAACGUGAGGGGAGUUGGAGUAGGGCAGCAGCCGCUGUGGCGGGACUUGGAAUGGGUACCGCAGCCUAGGGAGUUGGUGUCGGGGAGCUAAGGCAGGGUAAAACGCAGUAGUCCCAGCCUGCUUCUGUGGCUACAUCACAGGGUGAUGUUGGCGCUGGCAGAACGGAAUCCGCAGGCCACUUGGGUCUGAGGGCCUGGCUACUCGAUCCUGGGAGUGGUUCAGUCCUUGUGAUGUAGAAGAGCAGAUCCAAGUCACCCAGAUCAGGGCAUCAUCUGGAGGUUCCAGGAGCAAGCCGACUCCCACAGCUCUGGCUGGCUGGGAACCAUGAAGUGAUCAGCUGGUGAUUUCUCAGCAGUCUGGUUUUUUCAGCCUCGGUGCCCCUGAAAAGACGGGAACCUUGAUUUUCUCUCUCACCUGUGGCUUCUUCAUUUCUGGCCAUGUCAUACUGAGUUCUCCAGGCUCCCCUAAAGGAAUUCUGUUGAGACAUGAACGAAGGAGAUUGCCACCCCCAAGAUGGGGAAGAGAAAGAAGAUGGACAGGCGAUGAGAACUUCCGACGAGGCCUCUCUGCAAAUGGAUGAGCAAGACAGCUUCCUUCCAGCCAUCAGAUGCGUUCCUAUCUCAGCCCUGAAGUACCGGACCGUCCUCCAGGCUCUGACCAUGGAAGACAAUGAAUUGGAGCCGGCUGGUGAUAGUGCCGAGAUGCUCAGAGCCCAGGAGGAAUGGGAGGCUGUGGAAGACAUCCAGCCAGGAGCAGGGGGCCGGGAGAGCCCACACAGACCCGGGAAGCUAAUUUCCUUCAGCGAGGCCCUCGAGCACUUCCAGACGGCCGACCUCUCCACUUGCAGGAGGAUCCCGCCAGCGGCUCCCCGGAGGGGCCUCUCGACCUUCUGCAGCUGCCUCUUCGGACCCCCACAGCUACUCGACGGCCUUCAGGAGGAGCGCGACCUAAUCCUGGCCAUUGCUCAGUGCAGCCUAGAUAACGAAGACCCCGUGCACAGCCGCGUGCUUCAGACCAUCUACAAGAAGCUUACGGGCUCCAGGUUUGACUGUGCCCUCUAUGGAGCCCAUUGGGAGGAGCUGGGCUUCCAAGGAUCGAACCCUGGCACAGACCUCCGCGGCGCAGGCUUUCUCGCCCUCCUGCACCUGCUCUACCUGGUGAUGGACUCAAAGACGUUCCUGCUGGCUCACGAGAUCUUCCGGCUCUCCCAGCACCACACCCAGCAUUUCCCCUUCUGCGUGAUGUCCGUGAACAUCACUCGCAUAGUGAUCCAGGCCCUGCGCGAAGAGUGUCUCUCCAAAGAAUGCAAUCGCCAGCACACAGUCAUCGCCGUGGUGAACAGCCUGUACGCGGCCACCUUUCUCCGCCUGGCCCACGUCUGGAGGACCGAGCGGAAGACCAUCCUGGACUCCAGCUUUGUUCUUAAAGACCUGGAAGUCCUGGCCAAGAAGAAUCCGAAGCAGCUGCUCAGGAGCCUGGAGGCCUACUUGAGCCACGGGACGAAUGGGCCGGCCCCGCUGGGCCUGUCGGGUGCCCAGAGCGCCCCCGAGUCCCCCGCCCUGGCCUUCACUGGGAUCUGCGACCUGCAUCCAGACACCCCCGAGAGGGGCCCACCCGUGUGACUGGACACCCCGAGAUCUCUCCUCCGGGAGGAGCUUGCUUAGGCCUGGACGGCCGGCUCUUGGUGGGCACCGUGUUCUCUUGUAGAGGCAGGAGGGCCGGGCAGUACGUGAGCACCACGGGACCUCCCAGGGUGGAGGUGGCCCCUCUGUGUGGCUGCUCUGAGCUGCGGGGCCUCCUACGGUGGAAGUAGCCGCUCUUGAGCGGCGGGGCCUCCCAGGGUGGAAGCAGCCCCUCUGUGUGCCCACUCUGAGCUGUGGGGCCUCCCAGGGUGGAGGUGGCCCCUCCGUGUGCCCGCUCUGAGCUGUGGGGCCUCCCAGGGUGGAGGUGGCCCCUCUGUGUGCCCGCUCUGAGCUUCGGGGCCUCCCAGGGUGGAGGUGGCCCCUCUGUGUGCCCGCUCUGAGCUUCGGGGCCUCCUAGGGUGGAAGUGGCCCCUCUGUGUGCCCGCUCUGAGCUGCGGGGCCUCCCAGGGUGGAGGUGGCCCCUCUGUGUGCCCACUCUGAGCUGCGGGGCCUCCCAGGGUGGAGGUGGCCCCUCUGUGUGCCCACUCUGAGCUGCGGGGCCUCCCAGGGUGGAAGCAGCCCCUCUGUGUGCCCACUCUGAGCUGCGGGGCCUCCCAGGGUGGAGGCGGCCCCUCUGUGUGCCCACUCUGAGCUGCGGGGCCUCCCAGGGUGGAAGCAGCCCCUCUGUGUGCCCACUCUGAGCUGCGGGGCCUCCCAGGGUGGAGGCGGCCCCUCUGUGUGCCCACUCUGAGCUGCGGGGCCUCCCAGGGUGGAGGUGGCCGCUCUGAGCUGCGGGGCCUCCCAGGGUGGAGGUGGCCCCUCUGUGUGCCCACUCUGAGCUGCGGGGCCUCCCAGGGUGGAGGUGGCCCCUCUGUGUGCCCGGCCUGAGCUGCCAGGCCUUCGAGUAGCACGACAGGGCUCCUGCCCCAAACUCAGCCCAGACAGGUGGGGGGUCAGAUUUGGGCCUGGGGCAGACGUGCUUCCGGGCCCAACAAUCCCAUCAAGCAGCAGGAGCCGGAAGAGAAGAUGAAGGGAAGAGAAAUGGUGGCGAUAGCAGCGACCCCUGGGAACCGCACCAGUCCGAAGGGGUCUGGCCCAAGGGAGGCUCGCCUUGGGGUCCCUCACCAGGGACUCCCGCAUCCUGCCCCCCUUCUGUGCCACAAAACCAUCCCCCCGAGCUGUGGCGUCUUCACAAAGAUUGGGGUGGGCCGGGAAGGACCGGCACUCGCAUGAGCGGGUUUCCAAUAAAGGAUCGUCAGCGUUG